This is a messenger RNA of Dictyostelium discoideum AX4, 2364 nucleotides long. RefSeq names its product ankyrin repeat-containing protein. NCBI's taxonomy places the organism in Eukaryota, Evosea, Eumycetozoa, Dictyosteliales, Dictyosteliaceae. Bases 1 to 2364 code for a protein of 787 amino acids. The transcript is spliced from 2 exons. The record is from RefSeq and is a predicted model, not a curated record. Gene Ontology annotation, cellular component: cytoplasmic vesicle.
AUGGAUCCAAGUGAAGAGACAAAGUCUCAAACUUUACCACAAGAUAUUAGUAAUGACAACAAUAAUAUAAUUAUUGAAAAAGAAGAAAAGGAGAUAAAGGAAAAUACAAAUAAUAAUAAUACAACAACCACAACCACCAAUACAAUAACAACAAAUGAAACUAUAAAUGUAGAAAUCGAAAAUAUACCGCAACCAACAAUUAUACAACAACAACAAAUUAACGAGGGAGUAGAAAAAUAUUUAAACAAUUCAACAGCAAUAAAAGAUAAUAAGGACGAAAUAUUUGAUAAGAUUUUAUCAAUAAUUAAAGAAAAUAAUUCAAAUUUAUUAAGUCAAUAUUUAGAGAAUUUAUCUGGUUUAAAAAAUGAAAAAAUAAUAAAAGAUGAUGACAAGGAAGAUGAUGAAGAUGAUGAAGAUGAUGAGAAAAUAGAAAAAAAGAAACAACCACAACAAAAAAAAUCCAUAAGAUAUUCUCAAGAAAAUUUAAAUCUUUAUUUAGAAAGAGAGAAAGAAAUUAAAGAAAAUAAUAAAUAUUUUAAUUUUAAAGAAAUUUUAAAUAAAACAAUUGAAUCAACUGGUAAAACUUUAUUAUAUACUUCAAUUGAAUCUGAUUGUUUUAAUGAUAUAGUAUUAUUAUUAUUAAAAUAUGGAGCUGAUCCAAAUAAAACUGUAACAUUAAAUGAAAAUAUAGAUGAAAAUACUACAACUAGUAGUAGUGGUAGUGGUAGUGGUAGUGGUAGUAAUAAUAAUAAUAAUAAUAAUUUAAAUAAUUCAAAUAAUGAAAUUGAUGAAUUAUUAGAAUAUUAUAAAAAAUCAACAAAAAUUGAAAGUCCAAUUCAUUUAGUAAUUAGAAACGGUGAUUCAACAAUUUUAAAUUUAUUAUUGGAUUAUAAUGUUGAUGUGAAUCAAAAGGAUUCAUUGGAAAGAACACCAAUUAUACUAUCAAGUGCAAAUGGUAAAACUGAAUGUUCAAGAUUAUUAGUAUUAAAAGGUUGUAAAGUUAAUGAAAUUGAUAAAAAGCAAAAAACAGCACUUCAUUUAGCAAUGGAUGGUGGCUAUGAUGAUAUAGCAACAACUCUAACUCAAAAUGGUGCUGAUAUCUCCCUUAGAUAUCAUUAUAAACCAUUAAAUAGACAUAAUCAUACCUAUCGUCAAUCAAUACAAGAUUAUUCAGAUUAUAAAGAUAUUAAAAUUUUAAAUAAAUUAGAUCGUUUUGGUAAUAUUCAGUAUGGUUAUAAUAAUUCAAAUGAUAAUAAUAAUAAUAAUAAUAAUAAUAAUAAUAAUACAAAUAAUAAUACAAGUAAUAAUAAUACAAAUAAUAAUACAAAUAAUAAUACAAAUGAAGAAAUUAAUAAUGAACCACCAUCACCACCAAUUGCACCAGUACCUAGAAAAUAUACAAGAAGAUCAACUAUUAAUAGUGGAUUAACAUCAAAUAUAAGUGUUUUAAAGAAUAAAAAAGAGAUUGAAAAAGAAUUGGAAAGAUCAAUUAAAUGGAAUGCAAUGAUAAAGAGAUAUAAUUUGAAUCACAAGUUUACAGGUAAAUUUAAAUCUAGAUCUAUUAAAGGUAUACCCGAUAGAAUGAGAUCAGAGGUUUGGCCAUUGUUAUCACAUGCUCAAGAAGAGAAAUCCAGGAAUCCAGGUUUAUUCAAUCAAUUGGUGAAUCAACAUUCUGCAAAUGAGAUUUAUAUAGAUUUGGAUGUUAAUAGAGCUUAUAGAAAUCAUAUAUUUUUUAGAGAACGUUAUGGUAUGGGUCAAGUAUCAUUAUUCAAUGUCUUGAAAGUUUAUUCACUAUACGACCAAGGUGUUGGCUAUACUCAAGGUAUGAGUUCGAUCGCUUCUUUAUUAGUGAUGUAUCUAUCAGAGGAAGAUGCUUUUUGGACUUUACAAUCUUUAAUGUCUAGACCAGAAUAUUCAAUGAGAUCAAUGUUUUUAUCAGGUUUACCAGGUCUAAUAAGAAUGUCAUUCGUUUUUGAAAAUCUUUUAAAUCAUUAUUUCCCCGCUGCUAAAAAUGCUUUAGAUAAUAUUAACUUAACAACCACCCUUUAUUCAACAAAAUGGUUCCUAAUUGGUUUCUUAGAUUCUUUCCCAUUUCAUAUCUCCUUGCGUGUUUGGGAUUUAAUCUUCUCUGAAGGUUAUACAAUAGUUUAUUCAAUUGCAAUGGCUUUAUUUAGAUUAAAUGAAAAAUCAAUUUUAGCAAAUAAAGAUAGUUUUGAAAAAUGUUAUAAUAUUUUAAGAUCAUUUGAAACAUUUGAAAUUGAUGAAGAUAUCUUUAUUAAAUAUGUAAUAAAACAUAGAAUUAGUUCAAAAAGAAUUCAAUAUUGGGAAGAUAAACAUGCCGCUUCAUUAUCAUCAACAAAUUAA